Molecule: messenger RNA, 1482 nt
Organism: Owenia fusiformis
Lineage: Eukaryota; Metazoa; Annelida; Polychaeta; Sabellida; Oweniidae
Source: the annotation of a GenBank genome assembly
GCUGAUAAAAAAUGAAAAAUCGGAAUAGCUUUGAAGAUCACAUACAUAUAGAGAUUCCCACAACAGGAAGUGAAUUGGCUAAUUGGCAUGAUGAAUUUCCAGGCGUGUCUCAAUAAGAUAACAACACUAAAGCUAUGCAGGUGCCACUUAGUCCAGUCUCAACAGGUUGCCACCAUUAUGAGUGAUGCAUUGCCUCGAAUAACAGUUCCACAUAAGAUGGUAGAAAGGUUAGAAAAGAUGAAGCAGAAGCAGCAAGAAACAAUGAAAAAGAAAUCAGUGAAAAAAGACAACCCUAUAAUAAUAUCAUGUAAAAGGAAACAGUUUAAUCACUACAAAGGACAGUUGUAUACAAACUGGUCUCCCCAGUCAUUAACGUCACAUGGCUGGAAAAAUAAACGAAACAAAGGAGACUAUUUUACCAUCAAUGCUUUUCAAUCUAACCCAGCAUUUAGGAACAAAACUGAGGAUGGCAUGACAUUCAAGAAUAUGGAGUUGGAUGAUUCUAUACAACAGGGACUGGGGGACAUGGGAUUGGAGUACCCCACUAAUAUACAAGAGAUGUCUAUACCCAAGAUCCUCAGCGGUAGUAAUGUACUCUGUGCAGCUGAAACAGGCUGUGGUAAAACUUUAGCCUACCUGGUACCAAUCGCACAUCACUUGAAGCGUUAUAUUGAUAGAUAUGGCAGACAUGGCACUCCUAACAAACCUUGUUCAGUCAUCAUUACUCCUUCAAGGGAACUCGCAGACCAGAUAUAUGAUGUUGCCUGUAGGUUGACAGCCCAUACAGGUCUACUGGUCCAUUCUGUGUGUGGGGGCAGGGGAACAAAGAAACUAAUUUAUGGCAACAAUGAGAAGUUAAUGGACAUACUAAUUGCCACUCCGGAUGUGCUUCGCAAAUUGACAGGGUCUAAGCAAUAUGACGUAUCAGGGGUGCACCAUAUAGUGCUGGAUGAGGGAGACUCCCUAUUGGAUGAUAGCUUCAUUGACGUCACACGGACACUGCUGAAUAGACUCAAGGUACAGGGGGACUCUAUCACAAACAUAGGGUCUGAGUCUGACCUUGCCUUGCCAUGUGGCCAAGUAUGUAUAGUAGGUGCCACUCUACCUCGGGCACUAAAUGACACAAUAGGAGAUGUCAUUCCUGUGGACACCCUGGAGGUAGUUAGGACAAAUAGCUUACACAGAAUCAUGCCUCACAUCUCGCAGAAAUUCAUCAGACUUGGGCCGAGUGAAAAACCAGUAUGGCUGGUGAAACAGGCAAAAUCGGCAGUAAAGAACAAGAUUCCAACUUUGAUAUUUUGUAACAAGACAGACACAUCUUACUUUGUACAUCAUAUACUAAGGGACAGUGGGAUAGAGACGAACAUUAUCAAUGGAAAAGUUCCAGAAAAGAUAAGACAGGGCAAGUUUGAAGAGUUUCAAAGAGGAGAGGGGCCAAAUAUACUUGUAUGCACAGAUAUAGCAUCAAGAGGCUUGGAUACC